GGGACAGGCAGGUCUACACCUCCAUACAGGCCUGGAAGGACUGCUGGGUGGGGCUGGGGGCUCCUAUCAGCUGAUGAGCAGAAAGGAGCGCCUCGUGCAGGACCAGAUGAUGCAUUCAUCAACAGGAGGGGGCACAUAAGUCACGGAGACCGCCUCAUCAUGUGACACUCUGUUCCUGUGCGCUCGCGCUGCUGCUGAAGAUCACGAUGGCUGCUUUUCUCUCCUGCACGUCUUGAUGUCAACUGGAGCUUAGUGGGACCGGGGGGGGUCCCACUACACGCACGAGCCAAACCUGGAGUUCUUAGAGCCACCGACUUUCCCAGAUUAGGUUUAAACAUGAUUUGGAGUGGAGGAAGGACGCGGUCGUUUCAUCGACCAGUUCAUCAUCUAAUCUGAAGGCAGUUUAUAAAGCUGAGGACUCCGAGAACAGAAAGGGUGAACACCUGGAUGGUACAAUGUGAAUGACUGAAGACCAUGAAGCCCACCCACAAGCUGCUGUUUUUCCUGUGUCUCGUGCUGGUCCUGGCCUUCAUUUACUACUUUUCUGGGAAGCUGCAUCUCCACGUAUGGGGCCAGAAGUCUCAGAAAGAUGCAGAGGAAACAGCUGUAGUCCCGACUAAAGGUGCUGAAGUAAACAGGAAGACAGAGACGGAAACGGACAUCACUGUUGGACGGAUAGGAGGCUCAGUGUACGAUAAGCAGGGCUUUCUACUGCAGCUGGACAAAAAACUGCCACCAGAGCUGGUAUACAAGUAUGGCAACCUCAGCGAAGGGGCGUGCAAGCCCGGCUAUGCAGCAGCCAAGAUGACCGCCAUCUUUCCCAAGUUCAUAAAACCGGCGCCCAUGUUUCUUGAUCGGACCUUCAAACGAUUAGCGAAAGUCAGCAAUUACUUGCCUCCAUUUGGCUUCAAAACACAAGAGAGAAUAAUAGACAACAUUUUAACUGGCACAAAAAAUUAUGGACUUGGAGAGGAGCUGGACAGUCUCAGCUGUAAAAGAUGCAUCAUCGUGGGCAACGGUGGGAUCUUGUUCAAUAAGUCUCUGGGCUCCCGUAUAGAUGAUUACGAUGUUGUUGUGAGGUUGAAUGAAGCCCCGGUACAUGGUUAUAGCAAAGAUGUAGGGACCAAAACCACCAUGAGGAUCACAUAUCCAGAGGGCGCCAUCCAGAAACCUGAAAACUAUGAAAAGGACUCACUUUUUGUCUUUUCUGCUUUCAAACCGCUUGAUUUCAAGUGGCUCAGACAGAUGGUCUUCAAGGAAAAGCUGAGGGGCACGGAGGGUUUCUGGAAGUCGGUGGCCCACUACGUGCCCCGGGAGCCGGCGGACAUGAGAAUCCUCAAUCCCUAUUUUAUCCAGGAGGCUGCCUUCCAGUUCAUAGGCCUGCCUUACAACAACGGCGUCAUGGGCAAAGGGAACAUUCCAACUUUGGGAACGGUUGCCAUAACGAUGGCACUGCACAACUGUGACGAGGUGGCGGUGGCCGGUUUUGGUUACGACAUGAACACGCCCCACGCUCCUCUGCACUACUACGAGACUGUCAAGAUGUCCGCCAUUAAGGAGUCAUGGACACACAACAUCUCCAAGGAGAAGGAGUUCCUCCGCAAGCUGGUGAAGGCCAACGUUAUUACAGACCUCACCAACGGCAUCUGAGUCUGCUCCCACCUACCGUCUUCCUCUGGCAUUCCCAAAGUACAGAAGGCUGGAAGCUGGGAGAUGAAUGGAGAGGCGGGGAUGAGGACCCUCCGAUCAGCCGAUCAACAUACGAUGCACGAUUGUGCCUUCAGAACCAAAGACUCCUGCUCUGGAGGCUGGAGGGGGAUGCAU
Molecule: messenger RNA, 1824 nt
Organism: Melanotaenia boesemani (Boeseman's rainbowfish)
Lineage: Eukaryota; Metazoa; Chordata; Actinopteri; Atheriniformes; Melanotaeniidae
Gene: st3gal3b
Product: ST3 beta-galactoside alpha-2,3-sialyltransferase 3b
Exons: 13
Coding region: 475-1650 (391 amino acids)
Molecular function (GO): sialyltransferase activity
Source: RefSeq, a predicted model, not a curated record